AUGCAGAUCCUAAGACCUACAAAGCUACUAGGUCCGCCUGGAAAACCUGAUUUAUUGGAAACCGCAUUUGGAUACAUACUCUUAGGGUCGAUCGCUUCGCUCCCUUGUCACAAUAAUACCGUGCCUUGUGAUAACGAUCACGCCUUUUUAUCGUCGAGUAAUGACUCGAUCGAAACUUUAGUCUCGAAGUUCUGGGAGUUGGAGUCAGUUCCGACUAAAACACACAUGUCUAAAUCCGAACAGGAAUGUGAGGAUUUUUAUGAUUUAAAUACAUACCGCGAUAACAUAGCUGGACGCUACGUCACCGCUUUGCCUUUCUUGAGGUCGUCUACCGCUCUGGGCGAUUCUCUUACAACCGCACGUCGCUGUCUGUCGUCACUCGAACGCAGAUUUCAGACAAAUACCGCUUUAAAAACUGAAUACGAUGCCGCGAUGAGAGACUAUCUCGAACGGAACAUCAUUUCACCCGCACCCGCUCUUACUGAUACGAAUUAUUACGUCAUCCCUCACCACGGCAUAAGCCGAGAAGACAAGCCGCUCCGCAUUGUACUGAACGCAACUGCACGAUGCAUAGAUACAAACGUUUCAUUGAACGAUUGUUUACAUUCCGGUCCUAACUUGCAAGCAGACCUAACCGCGAUUAUUUUAAAAUUCAGACUGUUUCCGAUUGCUUUAACCGCCGACAUCAAACAAAUGUUUUUGGCUAUAGGCAUUCGUGAGGAAGACCGCUGCUUUUUAAAUAUAUUAUACAAAUUUGACAAAGAUGAUACCGCGAAAAUGUAUCAUUUUAAUCGCGUUUGUUUUGGUCUACGGUGCUCGCCGUACCUUGCUAUGAAGACAGUCAAGCGUCUCGCCCGCGAUGAAACUGAUUUCCCGAUCGCUUCAGAAAUCGCUAGUGAUCAUCUUUAUAUGGAUGAUCUAGGAGUUUCGGUAGAUACGCCCGAGAAUGGAAUUCAGUUGGCUCAUGAUUUAAUCGAACUAUUCAAACGUGGUGGUUUCUACUUAGUUAAAUUCGUUAGCAAUUCGCCCGAGGUGUUAAAAUCAAUUCCGCAAGCCAACCGCUUAUCUUCAAAAAUUGAAUUCGACAAGGAGGAUAAUAUGAAGCUCCUAGGUCUAAUCUGGUCACCGGUCGAGGAUGAAUUUUCAAUCGCUAUUAAAUUCAACCCGCAAGCAAAAUGUACAAAGCGCCUUAUGCUUUCCACAAUCGCUAAACUGUGGGACAUAAACGGAUUUUGUGCCCCUGUCAUCUUACACGCAAAAUUAUUAAUUAAAGCUCUUUGGAUAGCUCAGAUUGAUUGGGAUGUAGAGCCUCCAAGUGACAUCUGUGCUGCAUGGAAGCGCUUUCUUAAUGAACUCCCCGCUCUGCAAGACUUUAAAAUACCUCGCUUCGUAGGCAUCGUGCCCGAGUCCCGUGUUAUACUACUGGGAUUUGCGGACGCUUCUGAAAAAGCGAUGGGUGCUUCUGUGUACAUUUGUGUACAACCGGCUUCCGGACCAAAUGAAGUCAAUUUAAUUGGUGCCAAAAGCAAGGUCGCGCCGCUCAAGGUUGUUUCCUUAGCCCGCCUAGAGCUUUGUGCUGCUGUAUUAUUAUCGAAACUGUUUCGAUUUGUUAUCGACACUGUUUCUCCCCGCUGUCAUGUCGACGAAAUUUUCGCGUUUACUGAUUCGACAGUGGCCCUCCAUUGGGUUCACUCGUCUCCGCAUCGCUUUGAUACUUUCAUUGCGAACCGCAUCGCACAAAUACAGAACAACCUUGACCCCAAACACUUCUACCAUUGUGAAGGUAAUUUCACAACACACUUGGUGCCUAAGUCAGUACCACAGCAUUUCUGGCAGGCGAUCCUCGAUUACUGCGAGACCUCCAUCAUCUCGCAGAAGGGGGCGAUGGAACGGGAGAGGGAGAGCUGUUCUUCCCUUUCGGCGCCGUGCCGCUGCCGUCGAGCCGGGGAUCUGAAGAGGGCGUUCGUGCUCCGGCUCCUAUGA
This is a messenger RNA of Bombyx mori (domestic silkworm), 1983 nucleotides long. RefSeq lists its product as uncharacterized. The transcript is spliced from 2 exons. The record is from RefSeq and is a predicted model, not a curated record. Lineage: Eukaryota; Metazoa; Arthropoda; Insecta; Lepidoptera; Bombycidae. The coding region runs from base 1 to 1983 and encodes 660 amino acids.